AUGGCGCAGGACAUGCCCCCAAGGGGCGGGUACGAACCCGUCCAGUACAAGCGAAAUCUGCCUGCCAAAGGGUUUCGCCCCGGCAUCUUGCUACUCGGAGUUGGAGCGGUGAUGGGCUUCGGCUGGUAUAAGCUGAUUGGAGGCAUCCGUGAAGCCAACGAGCUGGCCCGUGAGAAGAUGUGGGCGCGUAUCAACUUGAUCCCUCUCCUGCAAGCCGAAGAAGACCGCGACCAAGUCCGAAGAUAUUGGGCCGACCAGAAGCGCGAGAAGGAGCUGCUGGGCGAAAACACCAAGGUCUACAACAACGAGAGUCGAUUCGUCCGACCGACCUUUGCCGUCUCUCCUGCACCCUCGAAAUAG
Metarhizium brunneum ARSEF 3297 is the source of this 360-nucleotide messenger RNA. It is a transcript of the gene NDUFA13, whose product is annotated as NADH dehydrogenase [ubiquinone] 1 alpha subcomplex subunit 13. The record is from RefSeq and is a predicted model, not a curated record. NCBI's taxonomy places the organism in Eukaryota, Fungi, Ascomycota, Sordariomycetes, Hypocreales, Clavicipitaceae.